UUUAUGUGGGCUUGCAGCUGCCCUCGCUUCGACCCCAGGAAAGGCUGUGUGGGAAGUUCGUGUCUCAGAGCUGUAGCAUUGCUCUGCAGAUUGUCUGGAGCCGAGUGUAUGCACACAAACUGAUAAAUAGGGAGAAGGCCCAGUUCGCUCCAGCUGGACUCAGAGCUGGGAUCACUGCUACAGCCCACGGACUUGCUCUGGAAACAAGAGAAACUCUGCAACUGCUGUAGGUCUCUUUCUAAAACGUUUAUCCCAUAGGAAAGUGAAUGAAACAGUGAGAUUGGGGACAAAACAUGGCAAAUACAUUUGUCACUGUACCAGAUGGGUACUGUCUUGCUGAGCCCAUACAGUAUUACGAUGUUUUACCAGAGCACAUCAAUUACCAGCUGCAAGACACUGAUUUUCAGACUGCACCUUACUGUCAAUACUCAUCAGUUCAAAUUCCUUCUCCAGUACUACAGUCACAACCUUCGCAGUCCCAGUACAGCCCAUACAGCCUGGACUCUCAGUACACUGAUGGGCAAUACAUCAUCAGUAACUGCGAAUUAAGCAAGCCUCCUUUCAUGGCUUCCCACCCUGAUGACAGUGGAUUUCAAGCACUAAAAAGGCCCAGGUUAAAUCACUCUUCUUUGAGAUUGAAGGGACAGGAAGAGCUGUGCGUUGUCUGUGGUGAUAAAGCAUCUGGUUACCACUACAAUGCACUUACUUGUGAGGGUUGUAAAGGCUUCUUCAGACGCAGCAUAACCAAAAACGCAGUGUAUCGAUGCAAGAAUGGUGGUCACUGUGAAAUGGACAUGUACAUGAGGAGGAAGUGCCAGGAAUGUCGCCUGAAGAAGUGCAGAGCUGUGGGAAUGCUAGCAGAAUGUUUGCUGACUGAAGUACAGUGCAAGUCAAAGAGACUCAGAAAGAAUUUCAAACAAAAGAGCAGUUUACUUUGCAACAUAAAACUGGAAGAUGAGGGACUGAAUAGUAAGCAUGUAUCAUCUACAACAAGAUCUGGAAAAACUGUGGAGAAGGUGGAACUCACUCCAGGGGAACAUCAACUUCUUGACCACAUCGUAGCAGCACACCAAAAAUACACAAUUCCCCUUGAGGAAGCAAGGAAGUUUCUACAAGAAACCACAAGUCCUGAGGAAAGCUUUCUCCAUCUCUCUGAGACAGCAGUUGUCCACGUACAAGUGUUAGUGGACUUCACAAAAAGACUCCCAGGAUUUGAAAGUUUAGCUAGUGAAGAUCAAAUUGCACUGCUAAAAGGGUCAACAGUUGAGGCCAUGUUUUUGUGUUCCGCUCAGAUAUACAACCAAAGAAUUAAUGAAUGCCAGUCAUCAAGUGAAAGUCACAUCAGACGCUCUGACCACACAACAUGCUGCCACGUUCCAAACCUUGAUAAGAACAUGUAUUCAAUUCAAAUGUCUCACAGUGAAGAGAGUCCGACUUCGACCACCACCACAGGGAUAACCGAGGAGUUCAUCACCGCGCUGUUUUACUUCUACAGAAGCAUGGGGGAACUGAAAGUCACCGAGACCGAAUACGCUCUGCUCGUAGCGACCACGGUGCUGUUCUCAGGUAGGCGCUUCCCGCGCUGCCCCGCACCCCUCAGGCGGCGGCGGGCGCGCAGUGACCGCGCUGUGCCUCGCGCCCCCGCAGACCGCCCGCUGCUGAGGAACAAGCGGCACGUAGAAGAGCUGCAGGAGCCGUUCCUGGGCAUCCUCUACAAGUACUCGAAGAUCCAUCAUCCCGAGGACCCGCAACAUUUCGCCCGCCUCAUCGGGAGGCUGACGCAGCUGCGCACCCUUAACCAUACCCACGCCGAGGUGCUGGUGACGUGGCGGACGAAGGACCCGAGGCUGACCGCGCUGCUCUGCGAGGUCUGGGAGCUGCACUAGACGGCGCCCGCCGC
This is a messenger RNA of Lagopus muta (rock ptarmigan), 1900 nucleotides long. Its product is annotated as bile acid receptor-like. Bases 294 to 1886 code for a protein of 530 amino acids. Gene Ontology annotation, molecular function: RNA polymerase II cis-regulatory region sequence-specific DNA binding; zinc ion binding; nuclear receptor activity. The record is from RefSeq and is a predicted model, not a curated record. Gene Ontology annotation, biological process: cell differentiation; positive regulation of transcription by RNA polymerase II; negative regulation of transcription by RNA polymerase II. The transcript has 10 exons. Lineage: Eukaryota; Metazoa; Chordata; Aves; Galliformes; Phasianidae.